Molecule: messenger RNA, 1371 nt
Organism: Dichomitus squalens LYAD-421 SS1
Lineage: Eukaryota; Fungi; Basidiomycota; Agaricomycetes; Polyporales; Polyporaceae
Product: WD40 repeat-like protein
Exons: 3
Coding region: 1-1371 (456 amino acids)
Molecular function (GO): protein binding
Source: RefSeq, a predicted model, not a curated record
AUGGACGCCGCGCAACCCAUAACGCUACCCAUUUGUACCAUUCAGCACGACUUCCAGACUGGAGUAAUCAAGGAUGUUCUCAAUGGCGUCGUUCCGAACGAUAAGUUCUGGAUCUCGUGCUACAAGUAUGGGGAGCCAUCCGUGCAUGGCAAAGCAUCCGCGACUUUGGCAGAACACAAUCGGGAUCUUGUUCUGUUUGAGGCUCGCGAUGGCGUAGAAUUUAAGGAACAUAACAAGAGCGUGUAUUCUAUUUCAUGCCCAUCCUUGGAUAUUCCGGAGACUAGGAUAGCGAUCCCCGAUGCCACCUUCCCGAGCAUUGCAGAAGUCCGCAAGCAAAAGCAAAUCACCGCUUUUGACGUUUCUCCUGACGGCUCACAAAUCGCCACCGGCUACCACGACGGCUCAGUGUACAUCCGCCCCGUGUCCUCUCCCCACGCCAUCCCCUCCGCCGCGAGUAAAGCACAUCUCAGCACAGUCACCUCCCUGCGCUUCUUCCCGUCGUCAAGAGUAGUCUUGACGUCCGGCGCCGAUUUCUCUCUGUCCAUCUUGCCCGCAGAUCCCCCGGAAUCUUCGCCGUACACCACGGCCAAGGUCGACGCUGCACGCACACUGCGCGGACAUACACGUGCAGUCACAUCGACUGGGAUCGUCGCUCGAGGGCGCAACGUUCUCUCUGGCUCCAAGGACGGGACGCUCCGUCUCUGGGAUAUCCCCUCCGGAGCGCAGAUACGCUCUCUCGCCGCUGGUACCAACCACUUCGUCCCCGUGCUCGCGCUCAGCACCGGCGAACGCCGCUGGCAAGGGGCAAACGGUGCCAUUGACGACCAAGCUGUCGCCGCAGACACGGACCCGCGAGAAGUAGAUACCUCGGACAAGGUCGUAUUCUCCGCGCUGCAGGACGGCUCCUUCGAGCUGUUCGACCUGCGCACGAAGCGCGCAGAGUUCCGCUCCAAAGUUGGGCCCCCGGGCGCACGCUCAGGACUGCAGGCGCUCGAAUAUAGCCCUGGACAGUGUCUCCUCGCGACGGGCUCCGCGUCGGGGAUGGUCUCCCUAUACGACCCUCGGACACUCGGAGGUGAGCCGGUGGUCGUAUUCAGGCGAAAUGAGGCGCCCAUAGAGGACCUCGCGUUCGUGAACCUCGCAAACGCGCCCUUCUCAUUCGGCUCGCCGACGACGAGCACAGGGGACGUCGGUCUCGCGGUGGCGACCGAAGAUGGGCUGCCGUACUUGGCCGAGGUGCGCCCCUCCGGGCCAAGGGUCCGUGCGGAGCUUGUGGGCACAGAUUGCGAUGCUGUACGGUUCGUCCGCGCCGUCGGCAGUGAUGUUUGGAGUGCUGCAGACGAUGGGGUGGUCAGGCGGUAUCGGUCAUAA